Messenger RNA from Colletes gigas, 3973 nucleotides. RefSeq names its product myotubularin-related protein 3. Gene Ontology annotation, biological process: regulation of autophagy; dephosphorylation. Gene Ontology annotation, molecular function: protein phosphatase binding; metal ion binding; phosphatidylinositol-3,5-bisphosphate 3-phosphatase activity. Bases 312 to 3386 code for a protein of 1024 amino acids. Lineage: Eukaryota; Metazoa; Arthropoda; Insecta; Hymenoptera; Colletidae. The transcript is spliced from 15 exons. The record is from RefSeq and is a predicted model, not a curated record.
UGUCUCGUUAGGGCUAAAGAAAAAAAAACAGUCGAUUUGAUUGAUGAACAUUGUGUGCGCGAUGCUAGCCAUUUUUGCGAACCAUCGUAACGAAAAGUAAUCGUGUUUGAAUUCAGCUCGCAUGAGAUUAGUUACGGAGUCGUUCAUCCCGUAAGGUAUCUGCGUACGUACUAAAGAAUUUGAAAGAUCUACAUAUUCGACAAAAUCGAAAUCGACGGCAUCGUAUCUCUUUACGGGAGAAAUGGAUGGCCUCAGUGUCGAGUAAUGUCCUUAAACUGUUUCUUGUGUAAACGACUGUCUAUGGAUUGUGUAUGAAGUAUCAGAACGGUCAUUGGAUAUCGUCCAUCGCGGAGAAAUUUCGCAGUCCAAGAACGGAGAUGGAGAAUUCAGAAGAGCCAACAAGUUUGCAAUCUAUCUGUCAUUUACAUGUUUCGGAAUUGUUUCCAAAGCACACAAAUCUUGAAUGCGAAGAUGAAACACUUGCGAUUCCAUUUACUCCUCUGAGUGGAGAAUCCAUUGUAGCACUUGGACGUACAUCGGAUGGAGUGUUGGCUCUUUCUAAUUAUAGACUUUAUUUACAAUUGAGUCAAACGUGCUACAAUAUCCCGUUGGGUUUAAUUGAACAGCUAGAAGUUAAAGAGAUUUUCUUCUUACAUAUCAGUUGUAAAGAUGCACGUUCUCUGAGUUGUGCCUUUUCCACGAAUGAACAUUGUUUAGAAUGGUUUAAGAGACUACAUAAAGUGACUUAUCCACCUAAGAGCAUAGAGGAUAUAUUUGCUUUCGCAUAUUAUGCUUGGUCUAUCGAGGAAGGCAAUGAUUUUUCUAAACUUGGAAAGGACAAUACUUCCUAUACUGCUACCUUUAACUCAGAGGUGGAACGACUGAAAUUUAAUUUGCACGGUACAUGGCGUAUCAGUCAAAUUAAUAAAGAUUAUCGAAUGUGUCCGUCGUAUCCACCGCUGCUCUUGGUUCCUGCUUGCAUUUCCGAUGCUAUUCUGGAUAUGGCGGCCAAGUUUCGUAGUUCUCGUCGAAUUCCUGCUGUUGUUUGGAGACACGUGAACAAUGGUGCAGUGAUAGCACGAAGUAGUCAACCGGAAGUCGGUUGGCUCGGUUGGAGAAGUGCAGAAGACGAAGCUCUUCUGAAAGCUCUUUCACACGCAUGUUCUUACGAUAAAGGUGAAUCGACGAUGGUGGAUUCUCCUAUUACUUAUCCCAAUGCUGGCGUCAAUGGUACUACAACAAAUAAUACCAAAAAAGUUUUAAUCGUGGAUGCCAGAUCGUACACAACCGCUGUGGCGAAUAGAGCGCGCGGUGGUGGUUGCGAAUGUCCCGAAUAUUAUCCCAGUUGCGAUAUACAGUUCAUGAAUUUACCAAACAUUCAUUCUAUACGGAAGAGUUUUCACGCAUUGAGGCAACUUUGCGCAUCAAAUACAGAUCAACCCAACUGGCUCAGUCUAUUAGAAGGGACACGGUGGUUACAACAUAUGUCUGGAUUACUACGUGCAGCAGUGACUGUUGCAUCUGCAAUAGAAAGAGAUGGUCGACCGGUAUUAGUACACUGUAGCGACGGUUGGGACAGAACGCCUCAGAUAGUUACUUUAGCGCAGAUCCUCCUUGAUCCGUAUUACCGAACUAUGGAGGGAUUUCAAAUCUUAUGCGAGAGAGAAUGGUUAGACUUUGGACAUAAAUUCGCGGAUCGUUGCGGACAAACAGUUGGUUAUGGAGAUCUAAAUGAACGAUGUCCGGUAUUUUUGCAGUGGCUUGACUGUGUACACCAGUUAACCCUAAAAUUUAAGUGUAGUUUUCAGAUGUCUCCGGCGUAUCUUGUGAAGUUAGCACAGCAUACGUAUUCGCAGCUUUUUGGUACGUUCCUUUGCAAUAGGAGACAAGAGAGGCUACAACUGACAAUACGGGAUCGUACAUUUUCAGUUUGGCGCUUCCUGAAUUCCAGUUCGUUCGUAAAUCAUUUAUACACGCCUUUAAAGAAUCAAGUAUUAUGGCCAAGUUGUAACGUUCGGGACCUUGUUUUGUGGGCCGAGGUAUAUUUAGGUUCUACGGAAUCCUCUCUAGAUAUCAGGGAUGAUAAACAGAGAGUAACGAUGAUAGAUAUUGAGAGUGGUGAAAGCGAAGAACCACAGGGACAAAUGACUAAAACUCGAUCAUAUGGGGAUCUUAUGCACACUCCCGAUCACGCGGCCUACCUGCACCGUAGACUCAGCGAUCCAAGUAUUUCGGUGGAAACAAAGUUCGAUUCUCUGACGCUCGAUGCAGAAACGAUGGAAAAGGAUGUAAAUGACGACGUAGAAUGUAAGACUGAAAACGAGAAAAGAAUUACGCCAGAGAACGAAGACAUAUCAAAGCAAUGCAAUAACACGACUGAAGUCUCGAAUGACUCGCCAGCGAAUCCAUCGGUAGAGAGUUCAACGGACACACUGAUACAUAGCAACGAUUUUUUACUCGGUACUAGCACCAAUAUCGAAACUAGCAGGUCGCAAAAAAACUCGCCGCAGGACAUCGUUUUGCCGUGGAUCGAGACAAACACUAACGGUCGAACAGUUUGUUCUUGUAAUCGUAACUACAAUCACAACUUCAACGAGGGCAGCGACAUCAGCGACACCAGCGUGCCACUGAUAUCGAGAACACCCAGUAGCGUUUGUCCAGCAUCCCCGACUCGUCAGGACAUGAUGCCAGACAAUCUUGACAGGUUAGACGACGUCGAUGGUCUUCCCGUUGUACAUUGCGAUGUUCAGAUGCGCGUGCAACAGAUUAUCGUUGAGCACAAGCUAAAGGAAGAAGCGUUAAAGAAGGAGUUGCAUACGACGAGGGUGGCUCUGAUCAAGCAAGUUUGCAAUCAUAACGCGGACACUGAUCGCAUCGACGAUAUCAGAUCGUUGCCCGAUUCGGUGGGAAGUGCCGGCGAUCACGGGGAGUCGUUACCAUCGGAUAUGUCUUGGGAAGCUGUCGAAGAAUUGGGUCCUGCUCCUACACUUUGGGUACCUGACCAUGCGGUAAAUCGAUGCAUGGGUUGCGAUACAGAAUUCUGGCUCGGAAGGCGCAAGCAUCAUUGCAGAUGUUGUGGCAAGAUAUUCUGUGCGGAUUGUUCGGAGAAUUCAACGCCGUUACCCAGCGAACGACUGUACAAUCCCGUGAGGGUUUGCAGCGAUUGUUUUAACCGAAUCCAUCGGCGUACAAGCCCCUGCCAGUGUAACGCUCGUCAUCAAAACAAAGGCGAUAACGACACGGAGCUUACGUCGAACUCUGAGAGCUUGAUGACUUGUCAGAGACCGAAGGGUUUAAACGUGACUAAAGACAGCUGUUGUGACAAUUUGAUGCAGAUUGCGCAUCAGAAAGCGCAACCACCGGUCACAGCAGCCACGGUAAAUUGAAAGCUCGUGAGAAAUAACGACGAGGAACAACAACGCAGCAUUCGGGUUUCGAUUUGGCUUUCGACAGGACGAUGUUCGAGCUCGGAGAGUAUUCACGAGUGGUACCGGCGUGCGCGAUUAUCGGGUGUUUUAAGUUACACGCAGAAGUUGUGUCGUAAAUCGAUAUGGUACAAGUGUCGCACGAUCGCCGCGCUAAAUUCUACGAGCGAUUUAAUAUUUAUUGCUAGUGUAAUAAUUUGUACGAAGAAGUGUAUAGCAUCAAAGAGAAAACGAGUCAGUAUACGAGGUGUUGUAUAUACGUUAGGAGUUAUUCGAUCCAACGAGACACCUGGCUUCUUUGAACGAGACUACUCAAGUUUCCCCGUUUUUAGGAAAUCUUUUUAUCCUCGUGAGGUACAGUGAGGCGGAGGCCGAGGAACGUUUUGGAUAGGCUGUGACUGACGUCUAGUUUUUAGACACCGUACGUGGUGCGAUCUUAAUUAAUUGUCGAUCGAACGAUGGAACAACUCGUUAAUUAGUAGUUGGAUUACGAUACGAGUAACCUGUAUUUGUAUAUUGCCGCUGUUUACGAGAAUUGGAAUAUUAAA